GAUAAAAAUGUUCUAACCUAAAAUAUCCAUCGCGAAGUACACAAAGCCCAAAUGAAGACGAUAACAGAGUGAUGAAGUCAAAAGAUACAACAGGCGAUUGAAGAGAAGUGUUGGGAGAGUGAAAACGUUAUCACUCUCCACGUACAGCAGUUUUAUUGGUCGCCUUGGGGGGGAUUGACGGUCUGGGUUCAGUGCUCCAUUCAAAAGUUGAUAAAUACUCAGUGGAAAACACUGGAGUCAAUGUUUUGGGCUCAAUUGUCGUGUGAAGUUGAGGGGAAUUGAGGAUUUUUCAGGCAGAAUGAGGAAGUUUAAGAGGGCGCAGGCCCAGAAUCAGGCGUCCAUCGAGAGACACCUGAAUGGCAAUGUCCUGGAGUCCUCCAGUGAUGAGGAGAACGAGAGCUCUCAUCAGUCACUCCAGCAGGCAGUGUCCAAAACACUGUCUUCGUAUGAGUUUGAAGGGGGAGAUACCGAGAAAACUCUAUCGUAUCUGACGGAUUUGUUCCAGUCCGGAGGGGCUGUUUGCCUCAUUUGCAUAUCUUCGGUGAAGAAGAGUGAUCCAAUAUGGAGUUGCUCGACGUGCUACUCCUUUCUCCACCUGACGUGCAUCCAGCACUGGAUCCGGGACUCCCUGGCGUCCAAGCUCUCGAAAGGCAUAACCCCCGUGUGGGCAUGUCCCAAAUGUCGCACAGAGUACCCCGAGUCCUCGACCCCCACCUCCUACCUCUGCUUCUGCCUAAAAACCAAAGACCCCGUCCCCCAGCCCUGGAUAAUCCCCCACUCCUGCGAGGAAAAAUGUUCGAAGCCCCUGUCCCCCGCCUGCGGCCACACCUGCAUGCUCCUCUGCCACCCCGGGCCGUGCCCCCCAUGUCCAAAAAUGGUGACAACGACAUGUCACUGUGGCAAACAGCCCCCCCAGGCCCGCCGCUGCAGCACAAAGUCCUGGAGCUGCAGGACCCCCUGCAACAAAGCCCUCCCCUGCCGCCACCCCUGCAGGAUCGAGUGUCACACGGGCGCCUGCCCCCCCUGCCCUGAGAUCGUGCCCUCCCCCUGCCACUGUGGCGCCUCCACGAAGCCCCUGGAGUGCUCGGAGACCACCUGGAGCUGCACCAGAAAAUGCACAACCCAAUUAAAUUGCAAGAUCCACACCUGCGAGGGCUUUUGCCACGUCCCAGGUGACUGCGGCGACUGUCCCGUCGCCAAAAACAGGACCUGCCCCUGCGGAAAAAAACGCUACAACGUCUCCUGCAAGCAGAAGACCCUCCCCACGUGCGGCGACACCUGCGGAAAGCUCUUGGACUGUGGCACCCACCUCUGCAACAUGAGGUGUCACCUGGGCGACUGCGGCCAGUGCCUCGAGGUGGUCAGCAAAACCUGCAAAUGCAGCUCCUACACCAAGGAGAUAUCCUGCACGAAGGAGUUCCACUGCAACAAAAAGUGCACCAACAUGAGGGCCUGUGGCAAGCACCCCUGCAACAAGAAGUGCUGCGACUGCGUCAGGACUGGGGUGAAUCCCUGCGAGAAGAUCUGCGAGACUUCCCUGAACUGCAGAAAGCACAAGUGCACAGCUCCGUGCCACUCCGGCCCCUGCUACCCCUGCCCCAGGACCAUCACCUUCCAGUGCAGGUGUGGUAACAGCAAGAUUGAGGUGCCCUGCGGCACGAAGAAGAGGAUCAAACCCCCGCACUGCAAUAAAUUGUGCAAAAUACCACCGAUUUGCCAUCAUUCUAAGCAGGAGUCGCACAAGUGCCAUCAGGGGAGCUGUCCCCCCUGCAAGAAGAUCUGUCACCUGGUCUAUAAGAGGUGUGGACAUGAGUGUGUGGCUGUCUGUCACACGAAGGUGUGGGUCAAGGUCAGGGUGAAUGGGGUCGCGCAGCCCGCUGGACCCUGGGAGAUCUCCAAGGACAGGAUGGAGUUGAAGACACUGCCCUGUCCGCCUUGCGAGGUGUCUGUGAUGGUGACGUGCCUGGGAGGACACGAGACCAGACCCUGGCCGUGUCACAUUGCCAUUCCUGGGUCGUGUGGACGCGAGUGCGGGAGGGGUUUACCCUGUGGCAAUCACAAGUGCGAAGUUUUGUGUCACAGGGUGAGGGGGGAGGGCGGAGGCGAUGGGGAAGACUGCAUGGAGUGCGAGGAGCCUUGCAGACUGGGGCGGCCUGAGGGCUGCAGUCAUCUGUGUCCUGAGAGGUGCCAUCCUGCCCCCUGUCCACCUUGUAAGCAGCCUGUUAAGAUCGCUUGUCACUGCGGGCUGAAUAGCUUGUACAAGAGGUGUGUGGAGGUGACGGGGAAGAAGGGGAGGGACAGGGAGGAGAUGCUGAAGUGCGGGAAUCAGUGCCCACGAAAUUACUCAUGUGGACAUCGAUGCAUCGACAACUGUCACCCCGGCAGCUGUCGUCCCUCAGACGUAUGCAACAAACGAAUGAAAAUUACCUGCAAAUGCCAAAGAAUAAAGAAAACCGUUCUCUGCACCGAAGUCCAGAGAGGAAAUGUCAAGAUUGAAUGUGACCAGCAGUGCAAAGAAUUGAAGCAGCAGAAGGAGCGUGCGCAGGCGGUCGAACUCGCGAAGAAGAAAAAAGAGGAGGAGUUGAAGAAUCAGAGGGAAGUGGAGAAGUUCGAGAGGAAGUUCAAGCCCCGGAGAAAGGGAAAGGAGAGGGCUGAGAGUGUCGAAUCCUCGGGGAAUAACAAUUACAUGUACAUAAUACGAGGGCUCUAUUUCGCUGUGGUCUGCAUCAUUGUCGCCAUCGUCACGUUCUAUAUGACCGAGAGGAUGUAAAUCCUUGUUCCAUCAUUCUCAUCAUUCUUAUCUCGAAUAGCCAUACUCAUUUCCACGUUCAGUCAUUAUCUGUCAGUCUGUGAAAUAUCUGUGAGGAAUCAUUUAUGUGUAUUUGCAAUUCAGUCAAAAAUAAAAAGCAACGAUUUAUAA
This is a messenger RNA of Diachasma alloeum, 2920 nucleotides long. Its product is annotated as NF-X1-type zinc finger protein NFXL1. Gene Ontology annotation, molecular function: zinc ion binding; RNA polymerase II transcription regulatory region sequence-specific DNA binding; DNA-binding transcription factor activity, RNA polymerase II-specific. The record is from RefSeq and is a predicted model, not a curated record. The transcript is spliced from 4 exons. Gene Ontology annotation, biological process: regulation of DNA-templated transcription. NCBI's taxonomy places the organism in Eukaryota, Metazoa, Arthropoda, Insecta, Hymenoptera, Braconidae. The coding region runs from base 299 to 2770 and encodes 823 amino acids. Gene Ontology annotation, cellular component: nucleus.